Messenger RNA from Papaver somniferum (opium poppy), 3588 nucleotides. RefSeq names its product putative pentatricopeptide repeat-containing protein At1g19290. The record is from RefSeq and is a predicted model, not a curated record. Gene Ontology annotation, molecular function: protein binding. Bases 150 to 3014 code for a protein of 954 amino acids. Lineage: Eukaryota; Viridiplantae; Streptophyta; Magnoliopsida; Ranunculales; Papaveraceae. The transcript is spliced from 3 exons.
GAAAAAACCUAACAAGCAGAGAGACUGAGCAGCAGAAAAAAUAAUUUAUUCCCUUUCUGUUUGAAAAUGGCAAUUUUUUGCAAAUAUUGAGGUUUAAUUUCUGAUGAGGAUGGUAGUGAUUGAUUUAACUUAAUCAACAUUUAAUUGAAAUGCUUUUAAGGUAUUCUUCUUCUGCAGUCACUCUUUCUCAAUCCAUUUUUUAUCAGUUUCACCGUAAACAUUCAUUCAAUACUUCUUCACAAAUUAUUAGAUGGAGACCUAGAGAUGAAUACAAGCUUAACCAAUCUGAAAUUGUUGAUAGAAUCACUAGAAUCUUAGUUCUUGAACGAAUUAAUCUUAUAAAUAGACUCUGUUUCGAUUUUUCGGAUGAAAUUCUUGACACAGUUCUUUGUAAGUUAAGGUUCAAUCCAAAUGCAUGUUUAGGGUUUUUUAAAUUAGCUACUAAACAGCAGAGGUUUAGACCUAAUGUGAAAUCUUAUUGUAAGAUUGUUCACAUUUUGUCUAGAGCUAGAAUGUUUGAUGAAGCUAAGGUUUAUUUGAAUGAAUUAAUUGGGAUUCGUAAACUUGGUUCUUCGGGUUCUUUGGUUUUUGAUGAAUUAGUGAGGGUUUAUAGGGAUUUCUCAUUUGCCCCGGUUGUGUUCGAUAUGGUUUUGAAAAUGUAUGCGGAGAAAGGGAUGGUAGAAAAUGCACUGAUUGUGUUUGAUAAUAUGGGGAAGUUUGGGUGUAAAGCUAGUUUGAGAUCUUGUAAUAGUCUUUUGAGUAAUUUAGUUAGGAAAGGUGACAGUCGGGUUGCUGUUGUUGUUUAUGAUCAGAUGGUUAGGGCUGGAACUGUACCAGAUGUUUUCACUUUGACAAUUAUGGUGAAAGCAUACUGUAAAGACCGGGGUGUGCAUAAAGCUGUGGAAUUUGUUAGAGAGAUGGAGUACAUGGGUUAUGAACCUAAUGUUGUGACAUACAAUUCUUUGAUCAAUGGCUUUGUUGACAUAGGAGAUAUGGAAGCUGCAUGGGGAGUUAUGAAAUGCAUGUCUGAUAGGGAUAUACCAUGUAAUGUAAUUACUUAUACUGCAUUGAUGAAAGGCUAUUGCAAACAAGGUAAGAUGCAUGAAGCGGAGAAAAUACUAAAUGACAUAAAGGAGUCUUCCUUGGUUGCCGAUGAACUUGUUUAUGGUGUAUUGGUGGAUGGGUACUGUCAAAUAGGUAAAAUGGAUAAUGCUGUUAGGAUACGAGAUGAGAUGUUGAGUGCAGGACUACGAGUGAACUUAACCAUUUGCAAUUCCCUUGUUGAUGGUUACUGCAAGUCUGAGCAGCUCAAUGAAGCGGAACGCGUAUUUAUGGGUAUGAAGUUGUGGGGUUUGAAGCCAGAUUCUUAUAGCUAUAACACUCUUGUAAAUGGGUACUGCAGAGGAGGUCAUAUAAGCAAGGCAUUUGAACUUUCUAGUGAGAUGGAUCAGGAAGGAUAUGUACCCACUGUCGUCACGUAUAAUACACUUUUGAAAGGUUUAUGCCGUGGUGGUUCCUUUGAUGAUGCUUUGCAUCUUUGGUGUUUGAUGCUGAAAAGAGGUGUGGCACCUAACGAGAGAAGUUAUAGCACUUUACUAGAUGGUACUUUCAAGGUAGGUGAUUAUGAGGGCGCGUUGAAGUUGUGGAAAGACAUUCUUGCAAGGGGUUUUACGAAGACCACAAUUACCUUCAAUACAAUGAUUAAUGGAUUAUGUAAGUUGGGAAAGAUGGAAGAAGCGGAGGACAUAUUAUUGAAAAUGAAAGAGCUAGGCGGUAUACCUGAUGAUAUAACUUAUAAAACCCUGAGUGAUGGUUACUGUAAAAGUGGAGAUCUUGACAAGGCUUUUCAAGUUAAGAGGCAGAUGGAAAUGGAAGGAAUUUCUUCUUCUGUUGAAAUGUAUAACUCUCUUAUUAGCGGUCUUUUUACAUCGAGGAGACUCGAUAGAGUAAAUGAUCUUCUGGUAGAGAUGAAUGCAACUGGUUUGACCCCAAAUAUUGUGACAUAUGGAGCUCUUAUUAGUGGUUGGUGUAAAGAAAAAAAACUAGAUAAAGCUUACGGGUUAUACAUGGAAAUGAGAAAGAACGGUUUAACCCCAAAUGUAGUGAUAUGCAGCACACUAAUCAGUACCCUUUAUAGGCUUGGAAGCAUAGAUAAAGCCAAUUUUCUGUUGCAGAAGAUUCUGGAUGUUAAUCUUUUUUCAGGUUUAGAAAAUCUUUCCACUUCCUGUGGAGGUGAUCAUGCUUUCAGAAAAAUCGCAGAAUCCCUAGAUGAAACUGCAAAGAGAUAUCUUCUUCCCAAUGACAUUGUAUACAACAUUGCUAUUGCUGGGCUUUGCAAGUCUAGGAAGGUGCAGAAUGCGAGAAGGCUGUUCUCAACUUUAUUGCUCAGAGGCUUUGUCCCAGAUAAUUUCACAUACUGUACCCUCAUCCAUGGUUGCGCGGCUGCAGGUAAUGUGAAUGAAGCCUUUGACAUAAGAGAUGAGAUGUUGGCAAAGCAUGUAAACCCAAACAUUACAACAUAUAAUUCUCUUAUAAAUGGGUUGUGCAAGUCUGGAAACCUGGAAAGAGCAGUUAGACUUUUCCAUAAACUAGGCUCAAAAGGGUUGGCUCCUAAUGUUAUUACAUAUAAUACGCUGAUUGAUGGAUACUGCAAGGUGGGUCAGAUGAGUGAAGCACUUAAGUUGAAAGAUAAAAUGGUCGAAGGAGGCAUUGCUCCUUCAGUUGUUACGUUUUCAGUUUUGAUUAGUGGUUUAUGCAAGCAAGGGGAUACAGAUGCAUCCAUGGACCUCCUGGAUCAAAUGACUGAGGCGGGCAUAGACCCUACUAUUGUUACAUAUUCUACAAUAGUUCAAGGCCAUAUUAGAGGACGGAAGCAUAUUUCCCAGCUUUAUAAUGAGAUGCAUCCUAGGGGGCUAUCCUCUGACAGUGGUUCUUCAACAGAAACAGGUCUUUCAGAGCCCUUACGUGACAGAGUUAUGACAGAUGCCUUCGUCAUGUCUGAAGCUGUGUGUUGAUUCAUGCUUUGCAACAUGUCUCUGUCAAAGGACUGCUUCAGUAAAUUGGUUCUGUUAACGGAAUGUGCUGGAUGCAAACCGUUCCUUGUACAUAUUCAUCCCUUGCUCCUCGAAAGUUGUAAUUUGACGGAGUUUGGACCUCUAAACUCAGAGGUUUUUGGUUAAAAACCAGUCAGGUUAUAGCGAGAUAAUGGUUUCCGACUCAUGUAUUUGGUUUGGAGAAAGGGUCCUCGGUCAUUCUCCCAGUAUAUCGUCCAUCGGAAGCCUGUUUGGAGAAAAUGCGUUGACAAAUCGCAUAGCUGGUGUACGUAGAUGUAAAUAGCAGCUGGUUCUCUUACCUCAACUUCUUGAAUAUUUCCCCAGGCACUAUCCUGCAGCAGAGGUAAGUCUAAAAUGUUUCUAUAGUAAAGUGUACCAUGAGUACGAAAAUUCUUUCUUCUGUUCUGUGUAGAAGGAACAAAAAAUGUUCGUUUCUUUGUAAAGAAAUGGCUGGUCCAUCACAAAAGUUGUGCCAUCCAGUGACAAUACUAUUCUAAAGCAAAAUACAAUCCUCACAAAGACAUCUCAAUCCCAA